CUCAAACAUUUGUCGGCAACGAUAAGAUCAUGGAUGAGAAAAUAGCCAUCGCUUGGUGUGAUCUGACCUAUAAAGUCAAGUCUUUGUGGACCAAACGGCCAAAGAUUAUCCUAAAUGACGUCAAUGGCUACGUAAGCUUCGGUACAUUGAAUGCACUGAUGGGACCGUCCGGUGCCGGCAAAACUACACUAUUGAAGUGCAUUAACGGCCAAAUCAAUAGCGCUGGACUCAGUCAUCGAUCAAAGAUAUACAUGAGCUCUGGCGAGAAGAUCAGGGCCUGUCUGAUAGGUCAGAACCAAAAUGAACAGUUGGUUCUCGGGCUGACUGCCCGACAAAAUCUGUUAUAUGCAUCCAAAUUGAAGAACAGCGACAAUGACUUCUUUGUGGAUCACGAGAAAAAUGUCAACCAAUUGUUGUUUGAGUUGAUGACCCGUACGGACAUCGCAGACACACGAGUCGAGAACUGUUCCGGUGGUGAACAAAGACGACUAACCAUUGCAUUGGAAUUGACUUCUUAUAUAAAACCAAACCUUAUUUGUAUCGAUGAACCGACCUCUGGAUUGGACAGUAAUGCCGCAGAAAUGGUCAUUGAAUAUUUGAGACUACUGUCCCGUAAGCACAAUAUAUCGAUCAUAACAUCCAUACAUCAGCCCAAUACCGACGCCCUCCUAAUGUUUGACAAAUUAUAUGUUUUGGCCAAAGGAGGUGUCUGUGUAUAUUUUGGUCCACCCCGACAACUGGAACACCAUCUCAAUCAAUGCCAGAUACAGUGUCAGGAACAUCAGGUGCCCAUUGAGGUGACACUCAAAGUGGCCACACGAGGUGCCGACAAUCGCCAGGUGAUCAAACUGGCCAAAAAAGCUCAGGAAGAUAAUCGGCUAGUUUUGCAUCAAAAAUGCAAAAUAGACACUAAGCUCAGUCCUAAUGGCAUACCAUUUGAGAGCAAAUGUUUCAAUAUGCUGGACGUUUGGUACCUAUUGUUGCGGACAAUGAGACACACCUAUCUAUCCCAUUGGAAAACCCUAUUUAUUCAGCUAUUGUUUUAUAUUUUCUGUCCGCUACUGAUUGCCAAAACAGUCAACUAUAAUAUCGGUCGUCCGGACGGUUGUCUGGAGUAUACAUUCCGCACAAACCAGAGUUGUUUCAAUCAGUUGACCGACGACUCACUAUUGGAUCAGAAUCUUAAAUACCAGGCCUUUACGUCAGUGUUGGUGAUGUUCAUACAGAUAUGUACGACAACAUUGACUUUUACAGCCGAUGUCAAGAUCUUUAUGGGUGAACACAGAAAUAAAUGGUAUAGUACCGGCUCCUACUAUAUGGCCAAAAAUAUCGUUGAAUUAAUCCCAACCAUCAUAUUCUCUAUUAACUAUGCAUUUAUAAACUACUAUAUCAGUGGCCAGUUGUUUGAUAUGACCAGAAUAUUUUUGUACACAUUUAUCAUUAUAUUUGGUAUGCUGUGCUCACAAGGUUUUGGUUAUUUGGUUGGCAUAAUAUGCAUCAAAUCGGAACAGUUGGCUAUUGGUGUGUCCAUUGGUCUCUAUUUGAUGCUCUGUAUGUUUUGCAAUAUAUUUACGCCGCUGAACGAAAUGCCGCAAAUAUUUUUGAUAAUAAGCGAUAUAUCGUUCAAUAAGUUUGUCUUCUACUCUGUACUGAUCAUAAUCUAUGGAUUCGACCGGUGCCCGAAAGGACAGUUGUCUAUAGUGAUGCACAAGUAUACUAUGGUUGACGAUUUGUUUUAUAUAUACGCCAAAUAUUUGGUUAUCUAUGCAAUCAGUCUAAGAAUAUUAGCAUUUAUUGUACUCUACUUUAAAGUCAACACAUUUGUCAAUAGAAGUCUUUUAGUAAGACUGCAAAAAUACGUACGAAAACUACAGUGUUUUCAUUCAUAUAUAAUCAAUGGGUCGGAACCGGAACUGUUAAAAGUACGUAAAAUAUCAACCGUAAGCAACAAAUCGGUUUAUGUUAUCGAUAACGACAUCAUCGGCCAGUUGGACACCACUGAACUGAAUCCAAUGGACCAUAAGUUGUGUAUUGCUUGGAUGGAUUUGACACUAAAAAAUCAAAAACAAUUUUUUAUGACCAAAGAGAAGACUAUUUUGCGCCAAUUGAACGGUUUUGUGGAAAUCGGUACAAUGACGGCACUGAUGGGACCAUCCGGUGCCGGAAAGACAUCACUGUUGAAGUGUCUGAACGGCCGAUACCAGUCGCUGAUGACCGACGACACAAAAAUCUAUUUGAGUAAACACCGCAAAAUAAAAACAUGUUUUAUAUCGCAAGACGUUAGGGAACACCUGAUCAGUGGACUGACAGCCGAACAGACACUCCUCUAUGCGUCCAAACUUAAGAAUAGUGACACUAAACAAAUGGAUCACUUGACUAGUAUUAAAAAUCUUAUGGUUGAUCUGCUCAUCAGCGAUAUUGCCAACAGUAACGCCCAGAACUGUAGUACUGGCGAACAGAAGCGUCUGGUGAUGGCCAUGGAGUUGACUUCAGUUAAUAAGCCUAACCUCAUAUGUAUUGAUGAACCGACCACUGGUCUCGAUAGCAAUGCGGCUGAAGUGGUGAUGAAAUGCUUAAAAAACAUGUCCCGUAAGCACAACAUAUCUAUCAUAACAUCCAUACAUCAGCCUAACUCUGAUGUACUGAUGAUGUUUGACAAGUUAUACGUAUUGGCCAACGGCGGUGUCUGUGUCUACUCAGGUCGACCACAGUUACUCAAACAACAUUUGAACGCUUGCGAUGUCCAGUGCUCCGACAUACAGGUGCCCAUAGAACUGUUGUUGAAGCACGCGUGCAAUGGCUACGAGGAUCAGACAGUAGCCAAAAUGAUGGCCCGAACCGAAUCAGACAAACAGGUACUAUCCAACCGGUGCCGAACGGAAACACUUUUGGCCGCCGACGGCAUUGUAACCAAAUCCAAACGGUUUGCAUUAAUUGACUUCUGGUUUCUACUGUCGCGUAUUAUAACCUACACCUACCGAUACAACUGGAAACUUAUACUCAUGAAAAUAGUGGCCACACUAGUGUUCGGCUAUUCGUUGACAUUGUUUUUCCCGAAAAACAUCGGUCAGCCAACCGGUUGUGUGAACUUUCAAUACGAUUAUCCCAACACUUGCGACAAAUCGGUUCAGAAGCUCGAAGAAGAGUCGCUGUUAUCGCAAAAUAUUAGUUACAAUUUUUUGGUCAUUUUGUUGAUAACGUUUGUCCAGAUUGUGGUCACAACUAUGACAUUCACGUCGGACGUCAAGAUCUUUCUCAAUGAACACAGAAAUGGUUGGUACAGUACUGGUUGUUACUACUGGGCCAAAUGUAUCGAAGAGCUCAUACCUACCAUAAUCACAUUGUUCCUAUACAUCUAUAUCAUCGACAUUUACGAGGGCACCCGAAUAUUUGUCUUUUAUCUAUACUUUCUGACAAUAGGCAUACUAUGCAUACAGAGUUUCGGUCAUCUGAUUGGCAUAAUAUUUAGCGACAACCAGAAGAUUGCUGUCCUAUUUUCUGUAGCCCUUUAUUUACUACUAUUUCUUUUAAGCAACUAUUUUGUUCCCAUCAAUGAACUACACUAUGCUAUCCAAUGGUUCAGUAAUCUGUCGACAUUUAAACUACUGUUUGAAUGCAUAUUAAUACUAUUCUAUGGAUUUAAUCGGUGUUCCGGUAAUGAGUUCUCAAGUGUUAUGUUUGUGUUUGGCUUUCAAGACCAACAGUUUUAUUCAAACAUCAAAAUAUUAGUUUGCAAACUCAUUGUCCUCAGAGUACUGGCCCUUAUUGUCCUACUAAUCAAAGUUAAUCUGCGGCCCAAACGCCACAUUGAGUUUGACGUCAACCCCUAG
Messenger RNA from Oppia nitens, 3830 nucleotides. RefSeq lists its product as uncharacterized. Gene Ontology annotation, molecular function: ATP hydrolysis activity; ABC-type transporter activity; ATP binding. NCBI's taxonomy places the organism in Eukaryota, Metazoa, Arthropoda, Arachnida, Sarcoptiformes, Oppiidae. Gene Ontology annotation, cellular component: plasma membrane. The transcript has 6 exons. The record is from RefSeq and is a predicted model, not a curated record. Bases 30 to 3830 code for a protein of 1266 amino acids.